CAAUUCAAGCGGUACGUCGACAAUUUGUAGCGGACAAAUAAAAUCACGCGAAGAAGAACACCGACAAAUUAGACACCUACAUACACGUACAGGCACAUCCAUAGCGAUUCAUUAAAUUAAAGACAAUUUGAUAAAUAUGUCCGAUUCAAACAACAACGUCAUACGCCCCUUGAGCGCAGAACUGGAGCAGAACGCCCAGGAGCAGCUAGGCGAGGUGCCUGAGCGCAUACCCGAAGACAUUGAAAUGUUGCGAGUAUGGAUCUCGAAACAGCCACAUCUGAAAGCCUGCACAGAUGCCCAGUUUCUAGUGGCCUUUUUGCGUGGCUGCAAAUACAGUUUGGAAAAGACCAAACAAAAGUUAGACAAUUUCUACGCCAUGCGCGGUGCCGUCCCGGAGCUGUACAAAAAUCGCUUGGUAGAGAAUAAACAGCUUGACAUACUCAAAACUGGAUGUCUGCUCCGUCUCCCUAAGCCGCUAAAGGAAGCUGGCCCACGUAUACACGUCUCCCGCUACGGCCACUACGAUUCCAAUAAGUAUUCUAUUGCGGAAGUGCUGCAGGUGAGCACCAUGCUGGGGGAAAUACAAAUUCGCGAAGACGACAAUGCCAUGGUAAUGGGCUUUGUGGAGAUUAUCGACAUGAAGGGUGUGGGUGCAGGCCAUUUGUUUCAGUUUGAUGCAGUGCUGGUCAAAAAAUUGGCUGUGUUGGGAGACAAGGCCUGGCCCUAUCGCCCCAAGGGUUUUCACUUUGUCAAUGCACCAACUAGUGCCGAGAAAUUUAUGUCAAUAGCUAAGAGCUUGAUGAGCGAAAAAAUACGCAAGCGCUUCCACAUACACUCCAAACUAGAAAGUCUAUACGAAUACGUGCCAAAAGAGUGUUUGCCAACAGAGUAUGGCGGCAGUAAUGGGACUAUUCAGAAUGUUGUCGACACAUGGACCCAGAAACUGCUGUCAUACAAAGAAUUUUUUGAGGAGGAUGCACAAUAUGGCACAAAUGAGAAGCUGCGGCGUGGCCAGCCGGUAAACUCCGAAUCCUUGUUUGGCAUAGAGGGUUCUUUUAGAAAGUUGGAUAUUGACUAGUUCAAUACUUAGAGUAAUAAAGAUUGAAGAUAUGUUAACUAUAUAAGAAUAAAUAAAAAGUAAAACACCUAAAAUGCCAAGAAAUAAAAUAAAAAACAAA
Messenger RNA from Scaptodrosophila lebanonensis, 1178 nucleotides. RefSeq names its product alpha-tocopherol transfer protein-like. Lineage: Eukaryota; Metazoa; Arthropoda; Insecta; Diptera; Drosophilidae. Bases 137 to 1078 code for a protein of 313 amino acids. The transcript is spliced from 4 exons. The record is from RefSeq and is a predicted model, not a curated record. Gene Ontology annotation, molecular function: phosphatidylinositol bisphosphate binding. Gene Ontology annotation, cellular component: membrane.